ACCAAGGGUUUUGUGGAUAUCAUCGAGUACCAUACCGAAGGCCUCAGUGGCCAUGAUGUGGAAAUCAUCUCCACCGAACGAUUUCUUCCCCACAAGAGAAAGAGUACCAAGAAGCAACAAACGUACAAAGACUACGCCGUUGUCCUUCGUCGAACAUGGAUGCAGCACAAACAGGUUUCCCUCUUGGUUCGAGUCGAGCUGGAAAUCCAGUCCGAGGUCCUCUGUCGAGCAUUCCGGCAGGUUGCCAUUGACUCUUACGAAGACACCGACCUUGAAUCCUUCCCGAUCAAGCUUCGAAGCCCUUUCUCCGAGCUAUUCUUCUAUCGCAAUGAGAUCAAAUCUCUGAUGGAAGAUGAGAAUAACAGCGAGGAGAUCCGUCAAGGUGCUGAGAUCUUGCACGAUUUUAUACUCAAAAACGGGCUUAUGGCGAGCAUCGUCACCGAUCACGAGAAAUACUCUAAAGAAGGUAAGGCUGUUGGAGACAUUCUCUGGACGAUUUAUCCUCCAAACAGCCUUGUGGUUCUCAAUGUUGGAAAGCUCCAAGAGUGUUGGAUUUGCCGCAACGUCUCGAGCAAGCAGGACGAAUACGGAUUCUCCCAGUGGGAGGUGGUUGGGUUCAGGAUAGGAUAUAGCGGCGCCUCCCCUGGACUUACUCGGCAGACUUUCCGGCUUCCUAUUACGGGAAUGCAGGUGUGUAAGAUCUCAGACCUGCCCUUGGUCCCAAUCAAGAACUUCCAGGGCUGGCCCUUGUUAGAAAAGACAUUGCACGCCAGGGCAUCGAGGCUGCAGAAAGUUCUUGGAAAUGACCUGUCGCUAUUCGCGCCGCAGACAUACGCCGAUGUUGGAUGGCCGAUGGAACACUGUCAUUACCAUAUAUCCCUGAACCCUAUGUUGAAUGCGGAUCAGCUUGAUGACCGCGUCGUUGUUGACUACAAAGGGUUUCUCAGCGAACGCAGGAAGGGUGCUGCUGAGCUCGUGGACUUAGAGGGCAAGCUCAAGCAGCCCAAGUCGAGGGCCAAGGCAAGGGGCGUGCUUGCUAACGCUGAGCAUCGCUCCAGGCUCAAGGACUCCCGUUCUUAUGACUCCUCGGAUACCGAUUCUUCGGGAUCCGACUCGGAAUCGGUCGAGUUUGAUUCCGAGGAUGAUGCGAAUAUCAUGGAGUUCAAAACCGCCGGGGAUUCCCAAGAGCCUCAUGACUCGUCUCGGCCCAAAACUAACGACUUAUCCGGGCUAUCUGAGACGGUAAAAGAAAGAUUUAACAUCCCAAAGACGGAUUUCGAUCUCUUGUUUCCAGCCCAAGUCCCUGCAUUUGGCCUCAAAAAGAAGCAGUGGCGUUGGAUACUCAGUGAUCAACUUCAGGAUGUCACCUGGAAUAUGGUCGCUUUUGAGUCUUUGCAGAUAGAGGCAGCGACGAAACAUCUCGUGCAAGCUCUGGUCAAAGGCCACAAGGUCAACUCGACUGCAUUUGACGACGUGGUGUCCGGCAAAGGCCAGGGGUUGGUCUUUCUUUUGCACGGGCACCCUGGAUUGGGCAAGACGCUCACAGCAGGUGGCACUGAAGUGACACGUUUGGAGUUGAGGCUGGAUGAGAUAUUUCGUCUGACGAAGAGAUGGGAAGCUGUCUGUCUCCUCGAUGAAGCCGACGUGCUCCUAUGCAAACGAAGCUCAUCUGAGAUGGACCGGAAUGCUAUCGUUGCAGUGUUUCUCAGAAAGAUGGAAUACUUCCAGGGGGUUUUGUUCCUAACAACCAACCGCAAGCAAGACUUUGACGAGGCAUUCAAGAGUCGGAUUCAUGUCACAAUUUCCUAUGGCGACCUUUCAGAUGACGCCCAGGCACUUAUCUGGGAGCGGCUGAUUGCUACAAACAAAAAUGUGCAGGUGGAUGGUUCCUGGACAGCGGCUGCCUUUGAAGCUCCCAGAAGGCCCAGGUCAAGGCUGCCUUGGAUGAUUUGCAGCGGCUAUUGGAGUGGGAACCUACGCAGCCAAGGGAAGGGAAGGUUAUUGCUGGUUAGAUGGAACACCCCGUGGUGCGAGAAGUCCCACCCUGUACCUAACUAG
Molecule: messenger RNA, 2058 nt
Organism: Fusarium vanettenii 77-13-4
Lineage: Eukaryota; Fungi; Ascomycota; Sordariomycetes; Hypocreales; Nectriaceae
Exons: 5
Molecular function (GO): ATP hydrolysis activity; ATP binding
Source: RefSeq, a predicted model, not a curated record